Messenger RNA from Rotaria sp. Silwood1, 9573 nucleotides. NCBI's taxonomy places the organism in Eukaryota, Metazoa, Rotifera, Eurotatoria, Philodinida, Philodinidae. The record is from the annotation of a GenBank genome assembly.
AUGGAUGCAUCAUCACCUUCAACAUCAAAAAUUUUACAUCAAACUCAAUUAAGAAAUUAUUUUGUUGCAGCUAAUAAUGGACAUGAGUUAACAACUGUUGUUGAACCGAAUACAAAAAUAUGUGAGUAUGAGGAUACUGAUGUCGUGGCUUCCUAUAGUGUACAUCCAGGUGUACCGAUUUCAAAUUUAAGUACAACCGAGACAACAGGUAGUGGUAGUGAUGAUGAGAAUAUUACACCACCAUGGCAUAAUGAAACGACCAUGACAAUAUCUGCAACACCAGAAAAGACAAAAAAAACACAACAACGAAAAGGUAAAUCUAUAAAAAAAUCAUUAAUACAAGAAGAAGAGGAAGAAGAUGAUGAAGAAACAAAAGUUUAUAAACAACGACUUAGAAAUCAACCACGUAAAGUUUAUAAUGAUGAUGAACCAAAACUCAAGCAAACAAUUAUUGAUGCUGGACAAAAAAUGCUCGAUGCUAUUAUAUGCAAACGUUGUGGUAUGGCUUAUUUUCCACAUUCAGCUGAAGAUAAAGCAGCUCAUGCAAAAUAUCAUAAUUAUACAACAUCUGCUAUACGUUUACGUAAUCUUAAACAUCAACAUAUAUUACAACAAUUUCUUGAUGGAAGUAUUUAUAUGAUUGGUUGUACAUCACCAUCAACUGAACAAAAGAAAGCUGAACAUGUUAGAGAAUUAAUUGAUAAUGAAUUAGGAAUUACAACACCAUUUAAUUGUUUAUGGAGUGAAACAAAAGCAUAUUUUUAUAUUGAAGAUUGUACUGAUAUUGUUCUUGGUUAUUGUCUUGCACAUAUUGUUCAUCGAGUUCAUGUACUUGAUUUAAAUGAUGAAUCAAAUAUUGAUACACAAACUGAAAUGAAUAAAAUGCUUUGUGGCAUAGCUCGUAUAUGGUCACAUCCUGAUCAUCGUCGAGCUCGUAUUGCAACAAAAUUACUUGAUUGUGUUCGAACAAAUUUUUUCUUUGGUAUUGUUAUUAAACGUGCUGAUUUGGCUUUUUCGGCACCGACCGAUGAUGGACAUAAACAAGUAGAUCGUCAAUAUAGAAUGAUGGAAUCAAGUUUGACGUCAAGUUUUCUUAAAAUUGGUGAUACAGUAGCUUUAUACGCUGAAGGUACUGUUUGUGGCUUUAUAAGUACACUUGGACUUGUUGAUGAUCGUUGUGUUGUUCAGCCUGAUGCUGGUGAUUUACAAAAACCACCAAAAAAAUUUCGAGAUUGUCUUUUUCGUAUAUGUCCCAGUCAUCGUUACAGUGCUCAAGCUCAAUAUUGGAAUGCAUUGAAAAAUUCUAGUAAUAUUCGAGAUAUAAAAAAAUUACAAAUAGCUGCUGAUACAGAAAAACGUCAAAAUGAAGCUGAAAGUCGAAAACAAACUGGAACAAUUAUUAAAUAUGGUGAUACUGUUGUACAAUUACUUCAUAUAAAAAGUAAUAAAUAUAUAACUGUUAAUAAACGUUUACCAGCUAUUUUGGAAAAAAAUGCAAUGCGUGUUUCAUUGGAUGUUAGUGGUACAGAAGGUUCAUGGUUUCAAAUUGAACCUUAUUAUAAACUUCGUGCAAAAGGAGAACGAGUCGUUGUUGGUGAUAAAGUCGUUCUUAUGCCUUAUAGUGGUGGACAACCAUUACAUGUCAGUGAAUUAGAAUUACCUGAUAAUCCUGGUUCAAAAGAAGCUAAUUCUCAUCUUCAAACAAGUUGGAAAAUUGUUUUAUUUAUGUCUUGCCAUGAAGCAACAAAUGAAGUAUUAAAAAGUGGUGAUAUUGUACGUUUAUUUCAUGCUGAACAAGAAAAAUUUUUAACCUGUGAUAAUUAUCGAAAAAAAACUGUUGUCUUUUUACGUGCAACUGGUCGUGCAUCAGCAACAUCAGCAACAUCAUCAAAUGCUUUAUGGGAAAUUGAAGUUGUACAACAAGAUCCAUGUCGUGGUGGUAUUGGUCAUUGGAGUUCAUUAUUUCGUUUUAAACAUUUAGCUACAGGACAAUAUCUUGCUGCUGAAGUUGAUAAUGAUCAAACAUUUGAUGCAACACGACAAAAAUUACGUGGAGCAACAAGUACACCUGUAUUUGCACUUAUACCUAUUCCACAUGCAUAUGAUAUAUCAUCUUUAUUUGAACUUGAUCCAACAACAAUAACACGUGAUGAAGAUCCUGUAGCAUGGGGUUCAUAUGUACGUUUACAACAUAUAUGUACAAAUACAUGGAUACAUUCAACAAAUAUUAAAUUAGAUCCUGAUGAUGAUAAUGUACGUUUUAAAAUUGGUUGUGCUUUAAUGAAAGAAGAUAAAGAAGCAUUUCAAAUUGUACAUGUUUCACCAGAUGAAGUACGAGAUUUAGAUUUUGCUAAUGAUGCUGCACAGUAUUUGGAUACAACUGCAUCAAAAUGGGAAAAACAUGGAAUUAUAAAUGCACAUGCUAAUGAAAGAAAGCAAACGAUGUUAUUAUUAAGUGAUAUAGUUUAUUUUCUUGCUUGUCAAGUAAAUAAUGGAAGUGAUGCAUUUGAUGUUCAAAUUUCAAAACCGAAUCGUGAAAGACAAAAAUUAAUUCGCGAACAAAAUAUUCUCAAACAAUUAUUUCGAAUACUUCGAGUAUUAAAACCACGUUUAGAAUUGGAGCGAUCAAAUACAAAAUCAAUAAAAGUUUCAGAUUAUUCUUCUACAAAUUCUACUCCAAUGUUAAAUAAUGAACAAUUUAUUUCAUCUUCACAUCAACAAGAUGUUGAUGCACGUCAUUCAACAAUAACACAUCAAAUAAAAACAAUUUGUCGUCUUUGUUAUCGAAUACUUAAACAUUGUCAACAAGAAUAUCGAAAAAAUCAAGAAACUAUUGCAAAAGAAUUUUCAUUUAUGCAAUCUCAAAUUGGUUAUGAUAUAUUAGCUGAAGAUACUAUAACAGCAUUAUUACAUAAUAAUAAAAAAUUAUUAGAAAAACAUAUAACAGAAAAAGAAAUUGAUACAUUUGUUAGAUUAUUAAGAGAAAAACGAGAUUGCAAAUUUCUUGAAUAUUUAUCAGAUUUAUGUGUAUCAAGUAAUCAAGCUAUAGCACGAACACAAGAAAUGAUAUGUAAAUCAGUAUUAGAAAAAAAUUCUGAUAUUUUAAUACGAACAAAACUUGAAAUAAGAUCCUGUGUUGAAGAUAUGAUUUUAGAUGAUAAUACAAGUUCACCAAUUGGUUUAUCAAGUCAAAAUAUGUUACAAGAAGUUCGAUUAUCAUGGGAUGGAAAAUCAGAAUCAAUUGAAUAUAUGGCUGGUGUUGUAAGAGAUCAACCUUCACAUAAAAGACGAGAAGAAUUUAAAAAUAUGCUUGAAUAUUAUAGAGAUCAAUUAAAUUUAUUUUCUCAUAUGUGUUUCGAUCGACAAUAUUUAGCAAUUGAUAAUUUGUCAAUAGAAUUAACAAUUGAACUUAUUCUAACAUGUAUAAAAAGUGAAAAUCUUCCAUCAGAUUUACGUGCAGCAUUUUGUCGUCUAAUGAUUCAUAUACAUGUUAAUCGUGAUCCACAAGAAGAAGUAACACGUAUAAAAUAUGCACGAUUAUGGAAUCAAGUUAAAUCAACUAUAUCUUUAAAUGAUUAUGAUCAAACCAUCAAUGGUUCACUUGAACCAACAGAAAAAAAUGAAAAUCGAGUAAAAUUUGAAUCAACAAUGAAAUUUGUUGAAGAUUAUCUUAAUACAGUUGUUCAACAACCAAAUUCAUUUGCUGAUAGAGAACAAAAUAAAUUAACACAUGAAGUUGUUAAUUUAGCUCGGCGUUUAAUUUUCUUCGGUUUUUAUAGUUUUGAAGAUUUACUUAAACUAACAAAAACACUUCUUGGUAUAUUAGAUACAAGUAAAAUUAUAGAUAGAAAUAUAAUUAAUCCACAUUCAGAAAAAAAUCCAACAAGUGUUAUAUCAAAUCCAAAAUCAUCAAAAUAUGACUCUAUCUUUGCUCCAAUUUUAUUUACUGUAACAGAUACAACUACAGAACAACCAACUGAGACAAUUGAUGAUUUAGCUUAUAAAACAAAAAUGAAUAUUAUUGCAAUUCUUGAAUUUAUUCUUGAUAUUCGACUUGAUUUUCGUAUUUCUCGUCUUAUUUCCAUGUUUAAACAAAAAUUUGAUCAUCUCGAAUCAAUAUCAAAUUUACUUCAAAUAACUGAUAUUGAAUGUAUAUUUGAUUCUAAUGAACCAAAUCUUGAUUUAGAUGAUGCAAAAGGCAAAACAUUUCUUAAAGUUUUACUUAAUCUAAUUAUGCAUGAUUAUCAACCAUUAGUAUCACGUGCUUUAUCAUUACUUUUUCGACAUUUUAAUCAACGUAAAGAAACAUUACAACAUUUAAAUCAAGUACAAUUACUUGUUAGUGAAACUGAUGUUGAAAAUUAUAAACAAAUCAAACGAGAUUUAGAUCAAUUAAGAUUAUUUGUUGAAAAAUCAGAAUUAUGGGUUUAUAAAAAAUUAAAAGAUGGAACAGUAACAACGGCAAAUGAAAUUGAAAUUAAUAUUGAACAAGAAGAUAGAAAAAAUGACGAAUUACAAAUAAAGAAAUUCGCAAAUUCCUCUGGUUUAACUGAUACAGAAUGGGAUAAUGGUGGUCCGAUUAUCAAUGAAGAAUCAGCUUAUCGAUAUACAUCGAUUUUUCAGAUUCUUUGUCGAAUGAUGAAAUUAUGUGUUGUUGAAAGUAAUGAUGGUACUUUAUAUGCACGUGAAAAUGAACAACGUUUAUUAAGAAAUAUGGGUGUACAUGUUGUUGUACUUGAUUUAUUAAAAAUUCCAUAUGAUAAACUGGAAGAUACUCGAAUGAAUCAUAUCAUGAAAUUAGCUCAUAAUCUUUUACAAUAUUUUUGUUAUGAAAAUCCAACAAAUCAAACGAAAUUAUAUGAUUUAUAUUUUAGUGAUUAUGCACAAAUAUCUGAGGAACAAGAAGUAGAAACAUGCUGUUAUAUAUUUCUGAAUAAUAUUCAAUUAUGUAAAACAAUAACUGAAAAACAUAUUCAACAUUUUGUUCAUUUAAUUGAAUUACAUGGACGAAAAUUUAUAUAUAUAAAAUUUCUUCAAACAAUUGUUAAAGCAGAAAAUCAAUAUAUUAAAAAUUGUCAAGAUUUAAUUAUGUCCGAAUUGGUUUCUUCCGAUGAGGUAUUAAUGUUUUAUGAAAAAGGAAGUUUAAAUGAUCUUGUUGAACGUAUGCAAUCAGAAAAUGAACGUACAAAUCCAAAUUCAUUAUUAAAUUAUCAUAUUCAACUUGUUCAUUUAUUGGCAAUGUGUACUGAAGGAAAAAAUGCAUCAACAGAAAUUAAAUGUCAUUCAUUAAUUGGUCUUGAUGAUCUUGUUUUAAUAGUAACAGAUCCAUCUUGUAUUCCUGAAGUUAAAGAUGCUUAUAUUACAUUUUUAAAUCAUUGUUAUAUUGAUACUGAAGUUGAAAUGAAAGAAAUUUAUAAUAGUCAACAUAUUUAUACAUUAAUUGAUAAAUCAUUUUGUCCGGAUAUUGAACACCUCAUAGCAUCACCAAGCGACGAACCCUAUUUAGAAAAAUAUGUUUUAAAUACAGUUACGGAAUUAAUAUAUCAAUUUUUCAAUUCACCUUUUUUUGAACAAUCAUCUGUACAACAAGAUCAUUAUAUGUUUGAUGAUAGUGGAUCAAUUGAGAUCUCACCAUCAACAAUUGUUUCCUCGGAGCAACGCAAUGCAACUCUUGUAACACUUCAUAAUCAGUUACUACGAUUAUAUAGUGUACCAUGGUUAACAACAGUACAACGUGAACGUGUUGAUCGAUGUAUACAUAUAAUAUCAUUAAUUGCUGAUCGACGUGGUCUUAUUCAUUUUUUACGUUCAAAUCAUAGUUCAUUUAGUGAAUCAACAGUACAUUCAGAACGUACAAGUCGUAGUGUAACAGCAGAACAACAAAAUAGUCAUGAUUAUUUAAUGGACGGACAUGAUCAUUCACAAGAUAUUGAACAUAAACGUGUUAUUGAUGGUUUUGUGGCUUUUCUUUCUCAAGUUAGUGUUCGACUUAGUCCAUUAAUUCAAGCAGAAAUAAGUAUACUUAUCGAUGUUAUUCGUGCACCUUAUGCUCUUUUUUCUGAUAAAAAUGAAUGUCGAAUAAAAUUUCUUCUUGGAUCAUUCGUUCAUAAACUAAUUCAACAUGCUAAAUAUUUUCUUAUACAAACAGAUGAAAUUCUAUGUUUACGUAUAAUGCAUGCACUUAAAUCAAUGGUUAAAUGCAAUCAUGAAUUUGAUGCAGUGGGAUUAAGUUUAAGAUUAAAAUUACUUCGACUUUAUUUUUCUGAUGAUUCACAAUAUUUAAAAUCUCUUCAUCAAACAUUAAAAGAAGAAGAUGUUAUUGAACGAUUACGUUUAAUACAAAAUGAAUUAAAUCAACAAGGUGCUAGUGAUCUUGUUGUUGAAUUAUUUAUAAGUCAUUCAUCAAUAAAUAUUCUCGAAGAAAGUAUUCAUUUAGCUAUUGCUUUACUUGAAGGUGGAAAUACUGAAGUUCAAACAAGUAUUUAUCGUCGUUUACAUGAAUGUGAAAUAGCAUCAGAAAAAUUCUUUCAAGUUUUUUAUGAUAAAAUGUAUACAGCACAAAAAAUAUUAAAAAGUACAUCAUCCAUAACAAAUGAUAUUCCUAUAGAUUAUGAUGAUUUUGAUGAUAUUCUAUUUACAUCAAAAUCUAAGCGUAUUUCAUUAAUACCAAAUUCAACAAUAAAUAAUCGACAACUAUCACAUAUAUUAUCAACUGAUGAGAAAGUUAAUAUUGAAUCAUUAUCGAAUCAUCCAUUUGAAUCUCAAAUAAAUACUAAUAAUAAUAUUACUGAAAUACAAUCUCCACAAGUAUUUGAAGCUACAACAUUUACUUAUCAAGCUUCACCACAAUCAUAUCAAAAAAGAAGUUUAACCCCUGAAACAAUUGAUAUUUUUGAUUUUCAGGCUCAAAAUCGUCGUCAUAAGCUUGUAUUUGAAAUUCGUAUAAUGCAACCAAUAUUACGAUUUUUACAAUUACUUUGUGAAAAUCAUAAUCCUGAAUUUCAGAAUUAUCUUCGAGUACAAAAUAAACAUAAAACAAAUUAUAAUCUUGUUUGUGAAACAUUAAAAUUUCUCGAUGCUAUUUGUGGUUCACAAACAGGUUUACUUGGUUUAUUGGGUAAUUAUAUUAAUGAAGAUAAUGUUGAAUUAAUUAAUCAAGCAUUAAUUACAUUAACUGAAUAUUGUCAAGGACCAUGUCAUGAUAAUCAAGAUGCAAUUGUUAAUCAUGAAUCAAAUGGUAUUGAUAUAAUUAUUGCUAUCGUUUUAAAUGAUAUAACACCAUUGAAUCAAAAAAAUUAUGAUCUUGUACUUGAAUUAAAAGAUAAUGCAUCAAAAUUACUUUUAGCUGUUAUGGAAAGUCGUGAUGAUAGUACAAAUGCAGAACGUAUUCUUCGAAAUAUUACUCCUGUUUCACAAUUACUUGAUGUUGGUUGUCAAAUCUAUGCUCGUGGUAAACAACAAGAUAUUGAAAGUAAAGAAAUUGAAAAUAAUGAAAUAUUACAUGAAGAAGAAAUAAAUGAUAAUGUAAAUAAUGUUGCACAAACUGUUGGUCAUAAUAUGUAUAUUCUUACAUAUCAACUUGCUCGUCAUAAUCGUGAACUUGAAAGUUUAAUGAAACAACGAACAUUAAAUGAUGAAGCAUUAUCUUAUUAUCAUAAACAUACAGCUGAAAUAGAAAUUAUUCGACAUGAUCGAUCAAUAGAACCAAUUGUAUUUCCUGUUCCACAAUUAUGUGAAUUUUUAACAAAUGAAAAAAAACAAAAAGUUUUUUUAACAUGUGAACAAGAUGAACAAGGUUCUAAAGUAAAAGAUUUUUUUGAAAAAUUUUCUGAAAUAUUCGAAGAAAUGAAAUGGCAAAGAAAAUUACGUCAUCAACCAACAUUAUAUUGGUUUUCAUCACAAAUGUCAUUAUGGAGUGAUAUUGCAUUUAAUUUUGCUGUUUUAAUUAAUAUUCUUGUUGCUGUUUUUUAUCCAUUUAAUAAAGGUCUUAAAGAUCUUGAUUCUCGUGCUUCAGCAGCUAUAUGGAGUGCAUUAUUAAUAACUUUAAUUGCUAUUUUAUUUAAACCAAAUAAAACAUCAAUGCGUAUGUUUUUUGUUGCGGGUAUUUUAAGAUCAAUUUAUUCAGUUGGUCUUGGACCAACUUUAUGGUUAAUGGGAGCCAUACAAGUAUUAAAUAAAGGAAUAUUUUUAGUUAGUUUUAUGGGAAAUAAUGGAACAUUUUCAAAAUCACGUUAUGAAAAUUUAACUAAUUUUCAACUUGUUUAUCAUGUUGGAUAUCUAGGACUUUGUAUACUUGGAUUAUGUGCUCAUGAAUUUUUCUAUAGUUUAUUAUUGCUUGAUGUUGUCUAUCGUGAAGAUACUUUGUGGAAUGUUAUUCAAUGUGUUGUACGCAAUGCUAAAUCCGUUAUAUUAACAGCUGUAUUUGCAGUCAUUAUAAUUUAUUUAUUUGCUAUAUGUGGUUAUUUAUUUAUCCAAGAUGAUUUUCUUAUGGAAGUACAAGAGAAACCACUUUCAAUAGAAAAUCAUAGUUUACUUGAUAUAAUUUUUCGAGAUUCAACAUUAUUUCAAGUUACACAAUCAGUAACACGAAAUGGAAAAUCAAUAAUGUUAACAAUGACAUUAGCUCUUAUACUUAUAUAUCAUUUUUCUAUUUUGGGUUUUCUAUUUUUUCGUAAUGAUUUUUUAACAAAUAUUCAAUUAAGAAAAAAUUCUAUUCAAUAUCAACGUUCAAGUCAUUCACAUAAAACAACGAUUUUGACGCCUUCAAUCAUUCCAACUACUCAUGAUAAUGGAUAUUGUACAAAAGAUAAUUGUACUAAUAAUACAAUAACAGGUCAUAUUCGUAAUGUUACUCAAGCAUCGACUAUUUUAUCAGAAGAAGUAGGAAAUGAAGAACUUGAACGUGCUUGUGAUACAUUAUUUAUGUGUAUUGUAACAACACUCAAUAAAGGAUUACGAAAUGGUGGUGGUAUUGGCGAUGUAUUAAGACAACCUUCUAGUCGCGAACCACUAUAUUUCUUUCGUGUUAUAUAUGAUAUGAUGUUCUUUUUUAUUGUUAUAAUUAUAACUUUAAAUUUAAUUUUCGGUGUUAUUAUUGAUAAUUUUGCUGAUUUACGUACAGAAAAACAAAGAAAUGAUGAAAUACUUCGUAAUACAUGUUUUAUUUGUGGACUUGAUCGUAAAUCAUUUGAUAAUAAACAUGUAACAUUUGAAGAUCAUAUACGUAAAGUUCAUAAUAUGUGGAAUUAUGUUUAUUUUAUGGUUUUAAUUCAUGUCAAAGAUCCAACAGAAUAUACAGGUCCUGAAAGUUAUGUUCAUGAAAUGAUCGAACAAAGAAAUCUUGAUUGGUUUCCACGAAUGCGAACAAGUAGUUUAGAUACUCAAGAAGAUAAAACUAAAGAAGAACAAGAUAAUCGAAUAUUACGAGUUCAAAUGGAAAAUGCAAAUGAAGCAAUAAAAACAUUAACAAUGGAAUUAACUGAAUUACAAAAACUAGUAACAGAAUCUCGAGCACAAAAGCAUCGUAUGAAUUUUCUACCAAAUUCGUCAUUACCAACGCCUUUAAAUCCAUGA